Anisakis simplex (herring worm) is the source of this 345-nucleotide messenger RNA. NCBI's taxonomy places the organism in Eukaryota, Metazoa, Nematoda, Chromadorea, Rhabditida, Anisakidae. The record is from the annotation of a GenBank genome assembly.
UGUGAAAAGCUCUAUGAGCAAUGUCAACUUCAACAGUCAGGGUUACUCACCAUCAACUUGGAUAAAGAAUGUAGUGGUGGUACAGCUCAGGCCUCAGGCUUCAGUUGGAACCCCCGGUUAGAGAGUAACAUUCAGAGAGAGUGUGUAUGCAAAAUGCGAAUCAAGCGAAUCGAGAUCGACGGCUUCAAGUCGUAUGCACAACGGCAGGUGGUGGACGGCUUCGAUCCGCAAUUCAAUGCGAUCACCGGAUUGAAUGGCUCUGGAAAGUCGAACAUUUUGGACUCGAUAUGUUUCGUGCUAGGAAUUACAAACCUGAACCAGGUGCACAUUCUAAUUUUUGUGUGA